AUGUCUCGAUGUGGUUCAAUACAUAACCACGACAUUCUUAUACAGGGUAGAUUACCACACGGUAUGUCUUCAUAUGGUUCAAUACAUAACCACGACAUUCUUAUACAGGGUAGAUUACCACACGGUAUGUCUCUAUGUGGUUCAAUACAUAACCACGACAUUCUUAUACAGGGGACAUUACCACACGGUAUAUCUCAAUGUGGUUCAAUACAUAACCACGACAUUCUUCUACAGGGGACAUUACCACACGGUGUUUCUCGAUGUGGUUCAAUACAUAACCACGAUAUUCUUAUACAGGGGGCAUUACCACACGGUGUGUCUCAAUGUGGUUCAAUACAUAACCACGAUAUUCUUAUACAGGGGACAUUACCACACGGUAUGUCUUCAUAUGGUUCAAUACAUAACCACGAUAUUCUUAUACAGGGGACAUUACCACACGGUAUGUCUCUAUGUGGUUCAAUACAUAACCACGAUAUUCUUAUACAGGGGACAUUACCACACGGUGUUUCUCGAUGUGGUUCAAUGCAUAACCAUAGAUAA
Lottia gigantea (owl limpet) is the source of this 540-nucleotide messenger RNA. RefSeq lists its product as hypothetical. The transcript has a single exon. The coding region runs from base 1 to 540 and encodes 179 amino acids. The record is from RefSeq and is a predicted model, not a curated record. Lineage: Eukaryota; Metazoa; Mollusca; Gastropoda; Lottiidae.